This is a messenger RNA of Lathyrus sativus (Indian pea), 663 nucleotides long. NCBI's taxonomy places the organism in Eukaryota, Viridiplantae, Streptophyta, Magnoliopsida, Fabales, Fabaceae. The record is from the annotation of a GenBank genome assembly.
AUGGUAGGAGCAAUAUCUGUUAUUGGUUCAUCAAUGAUGGACUCACACACUGGUCCAUGUUUGUGUGUGGAUUCUCUUCCAACCACAAAUGUGAAGAGUGGUUGUGGAGAUGUGGUUUUGUGGAAGAAUUUGAUGGGAAGGAAGCGUUCGGCGAGUCGCGGCGGUAGGAGUAUGGGGUUGAGCAGUUCUUUUACUGAUCCGGGAAGAGAAUGGAGGCUCAAGUUUAGCAGAAGCUGUAUGAAGCAAAGCAGUAAUGAUAGGAGAGUUACCAUUGUUAGUGAACUUGGUGGUCAGUAUGAUGAUACUUUUGAGGAUGUUAAAACGCAAAUGCUCAACUAUUUCACGUACAAAGCUGUGAGGACUGUUCUUCAGCAGCUGUAUGAGAUGAAUCCACCUAAAUAUACUUGGUUUUAUAAUUUUGUUGUAUCAAACAAACCGGCAGAUGGAAAACGUUUUAUCCGAAUGCUCGGGAAGGAACAACAAGAGCUUGCUGAAAGAGUGAUGUUAACUCGGCUUCACCUCUAUGGCAAAUGGGUCAAGAAAUGUAAUCAUGCUGAGAUAUAUAAACAAAUAUCUGAUGAAAACUUGGAGUUGAUGAGGGAAAGACUCAUAGAGACAGUAAUAUGGCCAUCAGAUGACAGCAACACAGAAAAGAUUGGUUGA